AUGAUGACAAAGGAAGAGAUCCUCGAGGCCAGUAGCUCAGAGCUGCACCAACUCAGUUGUGUUUCUGAAUCUAGUUCGCACCACAAGAUCGAUACCGAAAAGGCAGAGAUAUAUUCUACUACUGCGCCUGAGGAGUCGAACGUGGACACCAACGACGAUGUCAAGACGACGACAAAGAAGGAGAAGAAGAAGGAGAAGGCCCCUGAGGAACCCAAGGUUACAUACCUGCAACUCUACCGUUUUGCUGACACCUGGGACUGGACCUGUGUGGCAGUUGGUACCCUGUGCGCGAUUGUCAACGGAGUCGGCAACCCGCUGAUCGCCCUACUGAUGGGUGCAGUCAUCACCAGUAUUGGAUCCAACUUCAACGACACAGAAAAAUCCGUCGCCGAGGUCAAGCACGUCGUCAUUCAGUUCACCUACGUCGGAGCCAUCAUCUGCGUGACCUCUUACAUCCAGAUGUGCGCCUUCUCCAUGUCGGCCGAGAACCAGACCAAACGGAUCCGCGAAAAGUACCUCCAUGCGAUCCUACGACAGGACAUUGCCUGGCAUGAUACUUCGAAGAACAACGAGUCGCUCAACUCGCGUCUGAGUGCUGAUACUCAGUUGAUCUUUGAAGGUUUGGCGGAUAAGGUCGGAGUCGUUCUGAGCAGCUUGAUCUCGUUUGUCACUGGAUUCGUAAUUGCCUUUUGUUAUGGAUGGAGGAUGACACUGGUCCUUCUCGGUGUGGUACCUGUCCUUGCUGUGUCGAUGGCGUUCAUGAUGAAGUUCAACACCGAGACAACCACCGAUGGUCAAGAUGCGUACGCUGUAGCCGGAGGUAUUGCCGAGCAAGCAAUCGGAUCCAUCCGCACCGUCCAUGCCUUUGACGGCCAGAAGCGCGAGAUGAAGAAGUACACCGAGGUCGUUAACCAGGCCUACAAGGCCGGCAUUAGGAAGUCCAUUGGCACCGGUCUUGGCAUGGGUCUUUUCAUGGGUGUCCUUUUCCUCAGCUAUGCGCUCUCGUUUUGGUACGGCAGUCGCGAGGUCAAGGAGAAACGGAUGGAAUCUGGUGAUGUGUUGACGGUUCUCUUUGGUGUCAUCAUUGGCGCCUUCUCCCUCGGAAGCGUCGGGCCAAGCAUCACCAACUUUUCCAAGGCUCAGGCGGCAGCCUAUCACAUCUUCAGAACCAUCGACCGUGUCCCCAAGAUUGACUCGUCUAGCCCCGACGGUCUCAAGCCAGAGAAGAUUACGGGCCAUAUUGUUGUCAAAGAUGUCGAUUUCGCGUACCCUUCCCGUCCUGAUGUCCCUAUCUUGAACAAGAUGAACAUUGAGAUCCAGCCUGGUCAAACUGUCGCAUUGGUCGGUCACUCUGGAUCUGGAAAGUCGACUAUCAUUGGCCUCAUUGAGAGAUUCUACAACCCCUCCUCUGGGACGAUUACUCUCGACGGCAACGAGCUCAAGGAUAUCAAUGUCCGCCACCUUCGCGACACCAUUGGUCUUGUCUCCCAGGAACCUGUCCUCUUCAACGCGACCAUCAAGCAAAACAUCAUAUAUGGUGCCCGCAAGGACCAGCUCACCCCUACCGACCAAGAGAUCGAAGCAGCCUGUCGUCUUGCCAACGCCCACGAGUUUAUUAGUCUCCUCCCCGAGAGAUACAAUACCAUGGUCGGCGAGCGUGGUACCCUCUUGUCUGGAGGCCAGAAGCAGCGUAUCGCCAUUGCCCGUGCCAUGGUCAAGAACCCUCGCAUCCUGUUACUUGACGAGGCCACCUCUGCCCUCGAUACCGAAUCGGAGCGCAUCGUUCAGGCUGCCUUGGACAAGGCUGCUGCUGGCCGUUCAACGAUUGUUGUUGCCCACCGUCUCUCGACCAUCAUGAACGCCGAUCUGAUCUAUGUCAUGGACAAGGGUGUUGUUCUCGAGUCCGGUACUCACUCCUCACUCAUGAAACUUGGCGGCGUCUACUCUGAGCUUGUCGAGAAGCAGCAGCUCAAGUCUGGCGGGGUCGAUGUUGAAGCCCAGCCCGAGUCUGAGAUCUCUGCCUCUACCAUCACCAUCGCACCCACCACUCGCGUACCACUCGGUACUCGCACCAGCACCCGUUUGAGUGGUUUACUCCGCCGCAUGUCGUCCCACCACUCUGCCACUGGUUCUGAGAAGAAUGCUGAAGAGGUUGUCUUAGAGAUCCCCGAGGACGAGGAGACGGCAAUGGCUCGCGAGAAGAAGGAAGCUGCCCGAAAGCUCAAGCUCCAAAAGGCACCCAUCUCUCGCACGAUCGGAUACCUCCGCGGCGAUGUUCUCCUUUGCGUACUCGGAAUCUUCUUUGCUAUUAUCCAGGGCGCUACCUUCCCUUUGAUGUCCCAAGUCAUGUCGAGAGCCAUCACGACUCUGACAAAAAGGGACGAGAUCGGAUACGACUACACUGGCGACGCAAACAAGUUCGCCCUCCUCUUUGUCGCCACCGCCGUCCUUGCCUUUACCGGAUUCUGUUUUGGCCUCAUGCUCCUGUUGAUCACCGGUGAGAAGCUGACCCGCAAGAUGCGUCUGCUGAGCUACCAGGCCAUCCUGGGCCAAGAGAUAGCCUUCUUUGACCGACCCGAAAACUCGACCGGUGCCCUUGCCAGUCGUCUUGCCACAGAUUCCCAGCAGAUGUUGGACAUGGUCUCCCAGGUUAUUUUGACGGGAUUCUCUGCCUUUUCGACCAUCACCUGCGGUUUUGUCUUUGGUUUCAUUGCCAGCUGGAGGAUGACGCUCAUCAUUCUCGCCUCGGUUCCCAUUAUUGGAUUCGCUCAGUAUCUGGAGUUGGCUGCAUUGACCGGGUUUGGUGAGAAGACUCGCAAGGCCUAUGAAAACUCAGGUCAGGUUGCAGGAGAGGCGAUUGCCAACAUUCGUACAGUUGUAUCGUUGGCCAAAGAGGAUGCCUUUGAGGCCCGCUAUGCCAGUGUCUGCGUUGAGCCCCACAAGUACUCAAUCAACAAGGCUAUCUAUGCUUCUGCGGGUUUCGCUCUUGCCCAGGGUACCGCCUACUGGUCCUACGCCAUUGGAUUCUUUGCAGGUUACAAGCUGGUGGGUGCUGGUUUGAUUGAUUGGGGCCAGAUGUUCAACAGCAUGUUCGCGAUCGUAUUCUGCGCCGUCUCCUUGGGUCAUAUCACGUCAGAACUUCCCAAGUUCGCCAAGGGCAAGCAGUCGGCCAUCAACGUCUAUGAGCUCCUCGACAAGAACACCACCAUCGAUGUCGAUCGUGAUGGAAUCCAACUCUCCACUAUCAGCGGCUCCCUUGCUCUUGAAAAAGUCGAGUUUGCCUACCCGACCCGACCCGACCAAAAGGUCUUUGACGGCAUCGAUAUCGCGAUCCGACCUUCCGCGACCGUUGCCCUUGUCGGUCCCUCUGGAUGUGGCAAAUCGACCGUCAUUGGACUGUUGGAGAGAUGGUAUGAUACCGAUGGUGGUCGUGUCGCCGUCGAGACCUACAACCUCAAAGACUUGCAGCUGCACAGUUUUCGUAACCAUAUGGCUCUUGUCGGGCAGGAACCUGUCCUUUUCGACAUCUCGAUCAAGGACAAUAUCCUGUACGGCCUACCGGACGAUAUCGAGGGAACCAUGGAGCAGGUGGAGGAGGCUGCCCGAUUGGCCAACAUCCACAACUUUGUCGCCUCCCUCCCUCAGGGGUAUGAUACCCGCGUAGGCGACAAGGGCUCUCAGCUGUCGGGCGGUCAGAAACAGCGUAUUGCAAUUGCCCGUGCACUGAUCCGCAAACCCAAGGUUUUGUUGCUGGACGAAGCUACCUCUGCAUUGGAUUCCGAGUCGGAAAAGUUGGUCCAGGAGGCAUUGGACAGGGCGCGUGCUGGCCGGACGACCAUUGUGAUUGCUCAUCGUUUGAGUACUAUCCAGGAUGCAGAUCUGAUCCUUGUUGUCAAGGAUGGUAGGGUUGUCGAAUCAGGUCGGCAUUAUGAAUUGAUUGCCCUUGGAGGUGUCUACGCCGAGCUCUGCAAGAAGCAGAAUCUCUAA
Linnemannia hyalina is the source of this 3987-nucleotide messenger RNA. The record is from the annotation of a GenBank genome assembly. Lineage: Eukaryota; Fungi; Mortierellomycota; Mortierellomycetes; Mortierellales; Mortierellaceae.